GCUCGGCCAUGUCUCUUUUCCUCCCGAAGCAGUCACUGUGAAGACGGAAACAUGUCGCUGAUAAUUCCGGAGAAAUUCCAGCAUAUUCUGCGUUUCAUGAAUACAAAUAUCGAUGGCAAGCGCAAGGUGCCCAUCGCUAUGACUGCCAUCAAGGGCGUGGGGCGUCGUUACGCCAACAUUGCCCUGAAGAAGGCCGACGUGGACCUCUCAAAGCGUGCCGGAGAGUGCACGGACGAGGAGGUCGAGCGAGUGGUGGCCGUGAUCCAGAAUCCACGCAUCUACAAGAUCCCGGACUGGUUCCUCAACAGGCAGAAGGACGUCACUGACGGCAAGUACUAUCAGCUCACCUCGGCCGUGCUGGAGUCCAAGCUCCGUGACGAUCUCGAGCGACUGAAGAAGAUCUGCGCCCACCGCGGUCUGCGCCACCACUGGGGCCUCCGCGUGAGGGGUCAGCACACCAAGACGACCGGUCGUCGCGGAAGGACUGUCGGUGUGUCCAAGAAGAAGUAAAAAUGCCCUCAAUCUGGAUUUAUUCCUGGGUCCGGAAUCAUCGCUCUGGAGCGUGUGCUUGUGAGGCUCUUGGAAUAAAUUUUGCUAUGCGAGAAA
This is a messenger RNA of Phlebotomus argentipes, 606 nucleotides long. Its product is annotated as small ribosomal subunit protein uS13. Gene Ontology annotation, molecular function: RNA binding; structural constituent of ribosome. The transcript has 3 exons. Bases 52 to 510 code for a protein of 152 amino acids. The record is from RefSeq and is a predicted model, not a curated record. Gene Ontology annotation, biological process: translation. Lineage: Eukaryota; Metazoa; Arthropoda; Insecta; Diptera; Psychodidae. Gene Ontology annotation, cellular component: ribosome; small ribosomal subunit; cytosol.